Molecule: messenger RNA, 2856 nt
Organism: Caenorhabditis bovis
Lineage: Eukaryota; Metazoa; Nematoda; Chromadorea; Rhabditida; Rhabditidae
Source: the annotation of a GenBank genome assembly
AUGUUGCCAACACGAAGUACAGAAGCGCACCAUGCAUUGGAACUCAUUGAGGAAUACCAUUCUCAAUUGACGCGACACAGCGAUGAGGAGCUUCGCGGAAACUUGGAGAAGCUCAUCAACACAUUUAAAACGAACCUGUUCAACACUCUACUUGAAUUGCACGAAUUAUAUGAAGGAACGCUGCUCAAUGAGCGCAAAUCCUAUUUGCAAAAAAUUAGCGAGGUGAAACGCAUGCUUGAGAAGUUGGACCAAAGUCCGGCAUUCUUUCUCAAGCCGUCUCGGACGACGUCCAACACGAAUUUGCAAUACACUAGCACAACACCGUUGGCAUCUGAUUUGCGGGAUCGUGGCGCAUUCUCCUAUUUGGAUGGAGGAAAUAGCAUUGGUAACGGUGUUUUGACGACGACAACGCCAUACACACAUUCGUCGUCGAGCCAUAUUCUUCAUGAGAGAACACGCCAAACGAGCCAUGACGGUACCUGGAAAGAAACCACGACAAAAAUGGUGGAUACUCCAAGUGGUGUUGAGCGUCGCACAUUUGAGCAUACUGGAGUCAUCGAUGAAUACGGAAGAAAAUGGGAAUUGGAGAACGUUAUUCUUGAAAAAGGGCACACCGGUCUGGGUUUCUCAAUCACUGGAGGAACUGACCAGCCAACAGAAGAUGGCGAUACCGCUAUCUAUGUAACAAAUAUUAUUGAAGGAGGUGCGGCGCUAGCUGACGGGCGCAUGAAGAGAAAUGAUAUUAUUGUAUCAGUUAAUGGCAUUAACUGUGAGGGAGUUAAACACGAGGUUGCUGUAAAUGCUUUAAAGAAUGCUGGAAAUGUGGUUUCAUUGGUGCUGAAACGCCGUCGAGAUGAGAAUUCCGCUCCUCUUCCAAUUGGAGGCUUUGGUGGAUCGACUAGCGCCCUUCGCAACGGAUUAACACCAUCAUUGAGCACUGGCAACUUGACACAUUCAAUGCAUUCGCCGACGAUCCCUCAUCAUCCGCCGCCGCCGCCACCGAUUCAUCACGGAUCAUUGGGCCAAUUAUCAACGUCGCAAUAUCGCAAUCGUCCCAACACACAACUCGUUGAACUUUACAAGGGAUCGACCGGAUUAGGAUUUUCGAUUGCCGGUGGUGUUGGAAAUGAGCACAUUCCUGGUGAUACAGACAUUUUUGUCACCAAGGUUAUCGAGGGUGGUGCUGCGGACACUGAUGGACGCCUUAGAGUUGGCGAUAAAAUAUUGGAGGUCGACAAUAUUGCUUUAAGCAAUGUUUCUCAUGAAUAUGCGGUUGACGUGUUGAAAAAUACUGGAAAUCGUGUACGUCUGUUGAUUCAGAAGAAUAAUGGUCAGUUCAAUGAUUCCGCGAGCCAGCAAUUCGUUCCAACUACUCCAAUCCUUCGACCGAGCUCGGUUCAAGAUUUUAAUAGAUCGUACGAUUCACAAUCACAUCUUGGAUACUCACAGAAUACACCUGUUGCUAUCCCAUUGGAUCCAAGAACCGUCACUCUUUACAAAGGUCAAAAUGGAUUAGGAUUCAACAUUGUUGGCGGAGAAGACAAUGAGCCAAUCUACAUUAGUUUUGUUCUUCCUGGAGGCGUUGCUGAACUCAGUGGAAAUGUGAAGACUGGAGACGUCCUGCUUGAAGUCAAUGGCGUCAACUUGCGUGGAGCUACUCAUCGUGAAGCCGCCGAAGCUCUUAGAAAUGUGCAGAAUCCGGUCCAACUAGUUCUCCAAUAUCGACCGAAAGAGUAUCAACUAUUCGAAUCAAAAAUUGAAAAGCUGCGUAACGAUGUGAUUUCGCAGUCAAAGUUGAAUACCUUACCGCGACGUGAGCACUAUGUAAGAGCACUGUUCGACUACGAUCCAUCUCGCGAGAAUUCCGUGGCUCCUCACAGAUCCAUGUCAUUCAACUAUGGAGAUAUUCUUCAUAUCAUUAACUCGUCUGAUGAUGAAUGGUGGACAGCUAGAAAGGUUCUUGAAAAUAAUGAGGAAAGCGCUGAAGGAGUUAUCCCUUCGAAGAAACGAGUUGAAAAAAGAGAACGAUUAAGAAGAAAGCAAGUCAACUUCAACGCGGGAUCGCAAUCUCUUGGACGAAACUCAUCGACUGGUUUGGAGCACCGUCGCGGAAGCCGAAGUCAGCUCUCGUUCUCCAGAAAGUUCCCAUUCGUCAAGAGCACUGAUCGCCUCAACGAUCUUGCGGAAGAAGCUGCCAAUAUCAAUGAUGAGCCAGUCUUCUCAUACCAAAAUGUGGAACAACAGAACAUCAAUUAUGUUCGGCCCGUCAUUAUUCUCGGUGCAUUGAAGGAUCGAGUUAAUGACGAAUUGGUCACAAGAGAUCCGAAUCAAUUUGGAAGUUGCGUUCCACAUACUUCACGUCCACCGCGCGAUAAUGAAGUCGAUGGCCGUGAUUAUCACUUUGUGCCAAAACACAAAAUGGAGGAAGACGUCAAGAACAACCUCUUCAUUGAAGCUGGACAAUUCCAAAACAAUUUAUAUGGAACCAGUAUUCAAAGCGUUCGUGAAGUGGCCAAUCAAGGGCGCCACUGCAUCCUUGACGUCAGUGGUAAUGCGAUUAGAAGACUCCAAAGUGUCGCUAAUAUCCAACCUAUCUCCAUCUUCAUCAAACCAUCGUCUCCACAACAAAUUAUGGAACUUGAUCGACAAAUGGCGAAGACUAUGCAAGACGAGCGACCACUUCUUGACGACGAAGCCGCCGCGCAGUACCAGAGAUGCCAACGAAUUGAGCAAACCUUUGGAGAUCUUUUCACACAUGUGAUCUCCAACGCUCAAUCGGCCAACGAGGUGAUGAACAAAGUCUAUCAAUUGAUCAAGAAGGAAUCGCAAUCGCCAAUCUGGGUGGCACGCAAUUAA